Messenger RNA from Lichtheimia ornata, 654 nucleotides. RefSeq lists its product as uncharacterized. Gene Ontology annotation, cellular component: endoplasmic reticulum membrane; ER to Golgi transport vesicle membrane; Golgi membrane. Gene Ontology annotation, molecular function: SNAP receptor activity. The transcript has 5 exons. The record is from RefSeq and is a predicted model, not a curated record. Gene Ontology annotation, biological process: vesicle fusion with Golgi apparatus; retrograde vesicle-mediated transport, Golgi to endoplasmic reticulum; endoplasmic reticulum to Golgi vesicle-mediated transport. NCBI's taxonomy places the organism in Eukaryota, Fungi, Mucoromycota, Mucoromycetes, Mucorales, Lichtheimiaceae. Bases 1 to 654 code for a protein of 217 amino acids.
AUGGUGAAAUCAACCAUAAUCGCCCGUGUAUCCGAUGGCCUACCUUUGGCAGCUAGCAUGGAUGACGAACAGGUGGAAACUGAGCUUGCUGAAUACAAGGGCCAAGCAAAGACUAUCUUCAAACGACUCAACGUCAAUUCAGAACCAAGAUGCUCCAUUGAAUCGGGCCACUACGUUUUUCACUAUAUCAUCGAAGGGAGCGUAUGCUAUCUUUGUAUCUGCGACAAGUCGUAUCCAAGGAAACUCGCCUUCAGCUAUCUGGAAGAACUCGCCAAAGAAUUCAACAUGAGCUAUGGAAACGAAGUUGAAAAGCCAGGAUUGAGACCGUAUGCCUUUGUCAAGUUUGAUACAUUCAUGCAAAAGACCAAAAAGAUCUAUCAAGACACAAGAACACAAAGCAACUUGUCCAAGCUUAAUGAAGACCUACAGGAUGUUACACGCAUCAUGACAAAGAAUAUGGAGGACUUGCUCUGGCGUGGUGAUAGCUUGGAUCGGAUGAGCCAUAUUUCUGGAGAACUCAAAGACAGCGCAAAGAUGUUCAAGGACAAGGCAAGACAUCUUAAUUGGCAGGCUCUCUACAGAAAGUACGGACCACCCGUUAUCAUUGCUUCAGUCAUUUUGUUUGUGCUUUUGCUUAGGUAUUACGUCUUUUAA